This is a messenger RNA of Triplophysa rosa, 5955 nucleotides long. It is a transcript of the gene tulp3, whose product is annotated as TUB like protein 3. Gene Ontology annotation, cellular component: cilium. Gene Ontology annotation, biological process: protein localization to cilium. The coding region runs from base 2900 to 4555 and encodes 551 amino acids. The transcript is spliced from 12 exons. Lineage: Eukaryota; Metazoa; Chordata; Actinopteri; Cypriniformes; Nemacheilidae. The record is from RefSeq and is a predicted model, not a curated record.
UGAAAACACACUUCUCAGAAAUGAUCAAAAAGUGACGCCCGGUCAGGGACUGAUGUGCGCGCGAGCGCCUGUGUGUGAUCGACACGAGUGUCUUUCGGAACUUUUCUGUGUUUUUUCUUCGGCUCCUGUUGCGUUUCGUACGAGCUGUAACGUUAACAUCAGCCAGAGCUAAAAACACAACGAAACACUCAGGAAUUCACAAAAGAAGACAACAUCACGACAAGAACAGUUAAAAUCGAAAGAAAACAGAGAAAUAAAGAGAAAAGAAAGCUAAGUAGAGGGUGAAUUCAUGCAUGUGAAGGGGUGUAACGGUAGAGGAACAGUUAGCUGGGUGAUAACAGAGACCAGACGACCACCACACAGUCUUCUAUACAUUAACCUAAAAACAACGUUCAUGGUAACUUUAACGUUCGUAAAUCACAGCAAAUCGCUCCACAAUUAAUUUAUUCCGAUAAACAUGAUACAUUUUCAUCUGUCAAAGCCAAGCAUGACUGAACUGCUUCAAUUCGUUAAAGGUAUUCAGACGUGUUCAUGUUAUAUGUCAUUAGUUCUCUUUGUCAUUUUCAUCAGUUAUUGCCUAAACAGAUGCCAGUUGUGAAUUUCAAGUUUGUGACGCUGUGGUGUGACGUCAUUAUGGCCGGUUUAUUCAGACUGUGGCGAUAUUGAUGAUCAUCACUGUACAACGGAACCGCGUUUUUGCAUUGUGACAUUCGCAUAACCGUUCUUUACUGUUCUUCUGUGGUUGUUUCAUUGUUGAAGCUUUCCAGGAGAUUUGAUGGAAUUCUCAGCCUUAAGGCUAAAAUACACUACAAGACUUUUGCUCAGAUUUUCAGUCUGGACUUGUUGCAGAAAGUCUGUGCCAGUCUGCAGAUUUGAUCAGUUAGUGUGAUUCUAUCUGAAACUUUCAAAAAGUCUGCAAGUGUAUGAUGUCUAAUUAAAAAAAAUAUCUGUUCAGAUUUUAAAAGGCUUUUCCAGCCGUUAGUCUCAGAUGUUUCUCCUAUAAUUGUGUAGGAGAAAUAAAAAAGAAUCAAACGAAAGUGUAAUUGUUGGAACACAUGACGAGUAUGGAGUGUAAAAUGAAUGUAGAUUGCAGAGAUAAAAUAAUCUGGAUUUGGGUGAAUGUGAUGAGAAAUGUUUGAGUUGAUAUUGAGAUCUUCAAUAAUAUUGACUUUUGAUUGCAGACUUGACAAAUCUGAGCUCAGUUUGACACAUUGUUGACAUCUCUUCUCAAAGUCUAAUGACAGAGACAUUUGUGACAUUGCUGACUCUUUUUCUCAGGAGAAACAUCUGAGACACAGAUGAGACUUUACUCUUCAUUUAAUUUCAUUGAUGGUUAAGAGAAAUAACUGUGAUAUAUAAGAGAUCAUCUGUGAUUUUUCUGUGCUGAUGAAUCUGCUCAACACUUGUGAAUGUGUUACUGCUCGAGAUCUUCGGUCGUCCUUGAGUCUCAUCUGAGCUGAUUGUGUGUUUGUCAGGAUCAUUUUCAGCAUCUUCAUUCUUCACUCAUGUGUCUUGUGUAUAUUUUCUCUUCUUAACAUCAUGUUUCGGCUUACGUAAAAGGACAGAACGUUUGUGUAACAGACUGCUUAUGAAAGCAUAUGAUGUGAAAAAAACAAACCAUCUUUCAUCAAAUGAUGUACUGCAAAAACAUAAAGAUCUCUCAGACUGGAUGAAGAUCAUUUUUAUGUAUCUGUGCAAUUUUUUCAGAACUAUUGAUUCAUGCAUUCUUUUUCUCUUUUAAUUAUAAGCCAUGAACUCAACUAGAAUCAGAGCAUUAUAAAUAGUUUAUGAAAAACAAAAGUACACUAGUGUUCAUGAGUUUUCAUUCAGAGGGACAGAGAAGCGGUGAAUGAUGUCACAGUGUCUUGGUUGGGUCUGAUGAAUGAGUCUUAUAGAGUGUUAUUAUGGGUAAUUAUGGUCUGAUUAGUCUCAAUUAGCUGAAUGCGGAGGUACAGCAGAGCCUGAGAUUGCUAUCAUCAGGGACGCGAAAGGAAAUGACACGCUGCGAAUCAGACGAAUGUGGUUUGCAUUUAUAUUCAUUAUAAUUUACGCAGCAGACGGCCGCGUACCAAACGUACAGAAAAAAACUCUAUAAAUCACAGCCAUUGUUGCUGUCUGUAUUUUUUAGCUCAGAAGAAUCCUGUCAGAUGAUCACUGAUCAUUUCAAUCUGAUCUCAACCGUGCACUGAUUACAUAAAUCGCUGUUUCUCAUUUCACUGUUUGCAUUGAGGUCUUACAAGCACAACAGCAGAAAAACAGCAUCUUCAAAUGAUGUUUAUCACUCAAUAUUUAGCAUUUUUUCGUCUGAUACAGCCAUAAUUCAAUAGUGUAUUCGAUUAAAAGUGACUCAGUGCUGGUGGUACACAUCUGUGAGUGUGUGUGAGCAUUCAGAUGGGGAAGUGUUUGUAGUUCACUGAUGUAUCGGUUCCUCACCGCACACUCAGUAGCGUCCUGCUUUUCAAAGGGCGUCUCUGGGGUGUUGUUGUCAUAGUAACCAGCGACCCCGAGGGCUCACCUGCAUCUGGUCCCUCAUGACCUGAACACACUCGAACCUGGACACACACAGAUUCACACACAUUCGACACGGACGCAAUGAAGAGCUCUUUACAGCCCGCUUACAGCCGCUGGUCAUACAGGUACACACGCACGCAAACACACACACACACACACACACACACACACACACACACACGUGAAACAGAGGUUUAGUAAGGAAAUGUGCUUGUGUAAAGUUCUACAGGUUUGUGUUUAAUAUGAAAGUGUGAGUUCUCAGGAGAACAGUUGUGUGUUUGCAGUAAUUGACAGUGUUAUGAUUGGACUGUUGUUGACUGUUUAGUGUACUGAAUGUUUCUUCACAAGUAAGUGAGUGUAGAUAAUGUUUGUGUUGUGUUGAUCUCUAAUGAGAGCUGCAGACCCACAGAGAACCGAAGUUUCCACCCGUCACACUCACCUGUGGAUUAUUAGUUCUUUCUCUCUCUCUCUCUCUCUCUCUCUCUCUUUCUUUCUGUAUUUCUCUCUCUCUCUCUCUCUUGUCAUGUGUGUGUUAUGUGCUGUUACCUCAAGCGCAGGACAGGUAACCACGGCUACACAGGUGUCACAUCAGACACUAGAGUGUGUCAUCUUACCUCGGUCACACAUGAAACAUUCAUACAGACCCUCAAGUUCAUCUAGCUUCGCGUCCACCACCAUGACCAGCACAAUGGAGGACGACAGUCUGAGUCUCAGACAGCAGAAGCUGGAGAAACAGAGGGCGCUGUUGGAACAGAAACAGAGGAGGAAACGUCAGGAGCCACUGAUGGUUCAACCCAAUCCAGAGGGACGGCCGAGGCGCUCACGGCCCCGCCGCUGUGAGGAGCAGGCGCCCCUCGUAGAACCUCGCGUCAACACGGCCAGUGACAUCAUCUUAGACGGUAUUGACGGGCCAGCGGCACUGCUGGGUUCAGAGGGUCUAGAUCUGGGCAGUAAAAUCCAGGUUUUCAAUCCCGUCAUUCAACCACAACAGCCGUCCCCCCCAACCACAGAAGAGCUCGAGACAGACGCAGAUACUGAAACACUGCUCGAACCCAAAACAGACAUACACACACUACUGCAGAGACGCGGACUCUCUGGCAGCAUGAACUACGAUGAGGCGAGUGAAGAUGAUGAAGAUGAUGAGAGAAGCCGCUCUCUCUCUCCACACACUGAAAGCACGCGGCCCGCAUCAGCGUCCAGCAAUAAAUCCACCACGGAGUGUGUUCCUCUAAAUUCCCCGACCGCUGAGGGCUCCUCCAUCGAGGUGGAUAAUCUGGAGGAGUUCGUGCUCCGUCCGGCUCCGCGGGGAGUGACGGUCAAGUGUCGCAUCUCACGGGAUAAGAAGGGCAUGGACCGCGGCCUCUACCCCACGUACUUCAUGCACCUCGAGAGGGAAGAUGGCAAGAAGGUGUUUUUAUUGGCUGGACGGAAGAGGAAAAAGAGCAAAACAUCAAACUAUCUGAUCUCAGUAGACGCCACAGAUCUGUCCCGCGAGGGCGAGAGCUUUAUAGGAAAACUGAGGUCUAAUCUGAUGGGAACUAAGUUCACGGUCUAUGAUAACGGCACAAACCCCACGAAAAACCCUGGAGCUCUGCUGGAGGAGAACAACACGCGACAGGAGCUCGCGGCUAUCAGCUAUGAGACUAAUGUUUUAGGAUUCAAGGGCCCACGGAAGAUGACGGUGAUUAUUCCUGGCAUGAACAUGAAUUUUGAACGGGUUCCGGUUCGGCCCACAUGUGAGCAGGAGUCUCUGCUGAAUAAAUGGCAGAAUCACUCACUGGAGAAUCUGAUAGAGCUACACAAUAAAGCCCCGGUGUGGAACGACGACACACAGUCCUACGUGCUAAACUUCCACGGCAGGGUCACGCAAGCCUCCGUCAAGAACUUUCAGAUAGUCCACGACAACGACCCCGACUACAUUGUUAUGCAGUUUGGCCGGGUGGCAGAAGACAUCUUUACUCUGGACUUUAACUACCCCAUGUGUGCGCUGCAGGCCUUUGCCAUCGGCCUGUCCAGCUUUGACAGCAAACUUGCCUGCGAGUGACCCCUUGACCUGUUACCCAGCUCAACGCGUCUCUUCAUGAAACACACGCACAUCUCCUGCGCUCAGGACACAAGAUCACAAUUCACCUGUCCUCCCUGUGGACGGCAGGUGAAUGGAGGAUUUGUGAAAACUGACAAGCUGAAUUAUGUUCUGUAAGAGAAACACAUGAAAUCAUCUUUUCUUGCCUGUGCAAACAGGAACAGUUUGAUGAUACUGAUGGUGUUUUUUAAGAUAUUGUCCUGAAUGAUCUUCCAAAAAAGAAUACACGCUCACCAAAUACUUUAAUGGAGCAACAGAGAAAAAAACUGAAGAAUAUUUUAGGUUUUCAAUUGAUCUCCUCUGUGCUGUUCUUAUGGAUUUGAAGCAGAAAUUGAUAUCAUGAAUCACAGAAAGUUUGUCAAUAAUAUACUUGAGUUAUAUUUUGUAUUUAAGCCUGUUACUAUGACCAUUGAGGUCUUUUUGCAUUAAGACAUUAUUUGGCAUAAAUUGAUCAAUUUUAACCCUCAUUUUGGUGUUUGUGUAAUGCAAGGAAAUCACUCUGCUUACCGUAAUGCAAUGAAACAAAAGUUAUACUUUAUUUUUGGCAGUAGAAUUAGUUGUACUGGCUCAAAUUACAUAAAAACAGUAAUGUUUUGCUUAUAUACUGCACUAAACAGUACUAAAUUAUUGUAUUACAAUAAUGAGCAUUAUUGUUAAUGUCAAUGCAAUACAUGUAAAUAAUGUCAAAAUGCAAAAUAUGCUUCAUUCUUUAUAUAAAGUAUGUUAUUACAUAUUGUAAUUUGAAACUGGGCAUGUUUUUGCUCAAGUUCACCCGUUUACUUUUAUUAUUAGGACGACAUUCAUGUAUUUCUACAUUUGUGUCAGUGGUCUGGACUUUUUUGCCUUUUAGUUAUUGAAUCUUGAUUUCAGAGAUGUCAAAGAAAACUUCAAACAUGUCCUCCAGACAAAAGAGGAGAAACGUGUUUCUUGUUUCGUGUUUCGGUUAUGUUACCUUAAGAAAAGUGUUUUCUUCACUGUGUGCUUGUGUUCACCUUGUAAAACUGACACACAUUUCUUAUAGUUAUUACGGCUGCUGCAUGGAUUGUGAAAGUUGCCUUAAUGUUGCUGUGGUGUAAAUAGUGCCUGAAUACUGUCACAAGAGUGCUUACAUCAUGAGAAACUGUCGAAAAACAUUCAAGCACAUUUGUUGUUUCUUAGUGUGUGAGCUGUUGUUUUUAUUUGUGUGAUUGAUGUUUGUGUAGAUAUUCAUCAUGUUGUGUCAGUCGGCCCAGAAUGUACUUAUUAAAAACAAUCCCUUUUUAUUUCACACCCAUAACCAAUUUGCACAAACUUUAUUUUUUUGUUGUGGAAACAAUUUUUAAAGAUCAUAAUAUUAAACAAACAAAUUACCUGGCUCUUAA